This is a messenger RNA of Rotaria sp. Silwood2, 1107 nucleotides long. The record is from the annotation of a GenBank genome assembly. Lineage: Eukaryota; Metazoa; Rotifera; Eurotatoria; Philodinida; Philodinidae.
AUGGCAUCGAACAUUGCUGUUAAUCCAACAGAACAACCACGAGAACUUUGCCGAUAUGAUCAUGUUCGACCAAAACCGCAAACAUCUAUAACGUUGCAACCUGUUUCUUUACGAAUUACUCCUCCUGUACAACAGAAUAUUAUUAAUAAUCAAUCACGACCUAUCAAUACUGAAGUACCAAUGAGCUAUGCAAGUGUUUGUCGUGGUAAUAACGAUAUGAUUGAUCCGUCCAAUAUGACUCAACAAUUAUCUCCAUCGGCAUCUUCUUUUUCACUUCAAUCAUUAUGUCCAUAUGCUGAAAAAGAUGGUAUAUGCGAAGCACUAGAAACAGGACGAUAUUGUCCUUAUGUUCAUGGUGAUUUAUGUGAUCUGUGUGAAAUGCCAGCAUUACAUCCAACAAAUGAAAAACAGCGAGAACAACAUCGAUUAGAAUGUUUAAAAAAACAUGAAGCUGAAUGUGAAGAAGCAUUUGCUAUACAACGUAGUGAAGAUAAAAAAUGUGGUGUUUGCCUUGAAACAGUAUGGGAUAGAGAUGGUGAUAAACGUUUUGGUAUAUUAGAAAAUUGUGAUCAUAUUUUUUGUUUGGACUGCAUAAGAAAAUGGCGUGCAUCAUCAAAUUAUGAACAUAAAGUUGUUAAAGCUUGUCCAGAAUGCCGAGUUAAAUCAGAUUUUAUAACACCAACAAAAUAUUGGCCAGAGAAUGAACAAGCGAAACAUGAAUUAAUCAAAGCUUAUAAGGAAAAUCUUCAGCAAAUUCAUUGUAAAUUUUUCAAACGUGGUGAUGGUUUAUGUCCAUUUGGUUCCAAAUGUUUCUAUUUACAUGUUGACAAACAUGGUCAACCUGUUCGAUUGGGUCCACCACGUCGUCGUCAACGUAUUAAUGCACAUGGAGAAUUAGAAAAUUUUUCCGAUGUUUUUAUGUUAAGUGUCUUUUCUAAUGAAGAUAUUGGACGAUUCUUUGAUGAAUACGAUUUUCUAUUUGAUGACGAUGAUGAUGAGUCUCAUGGUUCAUAUUUGACUGAUGAAGAUGAUUUUCGUUUGGUUGAUGAACAUGACAUAUCUGAUAAUGAUGACGAUGAUGAAGAUACAACUCAUGUAUGGCAUUAA